UGUAGCAGGUGACAAAACCAGCGACGCACAGGACACAUUUUUGGUGCAAGUUUGGAAAAAAUCAGCCGGGCAUGGAGUGGUUUAUUCAACUGUCCUUGUUGUGUUACCUAACAAUUGGCGUGAGCGCCAUGACCACAGUGUAUAUGGACGACAACUGUGGUAAGACGUUUAUCGUGGACGAUUCGGUGAGGAUCGUGUCCUCCAGAGGCGGCUAUCUGACGGCACGGAUGUCCUGUAACAUCUUCCUUAUCUCCAACAGUAAGGAGACAAACGAGCUCGUCCACAUACGUUCCUUCAACAUGUCAUGCGCCACAGGUUUCCUAACACUUUACGACGGCAAGGGAAUUGUACCACAGUACGCAGUAGCUAGUGGGUAUUGUGGUAAAAAGUCCAAACUUCCCAUGACCGUAUUCAAUUCCACACUCCACGGAUUUACACUCCAACUUACUACACUUAACUGGAACUUCUAUGCUGGAUAUGACGUACUGGUGACGUCAUAUUUUAAAGAUGGUCCAUGUUCUACACGUGAGUACCAGUGCUCUAAUACGUGGUGUAUCGCCCGGAACCUCCAUUGUGACGGCUACGACAACUGUGGUGACGGUAGUGACGAAGCUCACUGUCCCGCUGGUGGUGCUCCGUCUUCACAUCCAUCCUUGGUGGUUCUUAGCCUACUGUUAAUUACAGCCGUGUAUCGCUAUAUAUAGAACAAUUUUAAAGUUGAUAGACAUACUUCAUAUAUGUUGUCUUUUGUGACAUCUCAAAGGCCUAUGGCAGAGUUUGGCACAGAGCUCUAAUAGCAAAAAUAAAAGCAUAUGGUGUUUCAGGUAAAUUUUUUAAAUGACUGGAAAAUUAUAUACAUAGCAGAACUUACUCUGAUUAUCAGGUUUUGGGGGCAGGUGUGCCUUAAGGUUCAGUACUAGGGCCCCUGUUUUUUUUUUUAUCUUUAUUAAUGAUAUAGCUGAUAAAUU
This is a messenger RNA of Mizuhopecten yessoensis (Yesso scallop), 968 nucleotides long. RefSeq names its product enteropeptidase-like. The transcript is spliced from 4 exons. The record is from RefSeq and is a predicted model, not a curated record. Gene Ontology annotation, molecular function: protein binding. The coding region runs from base 72 to 704 and encodes 210 amino acids. NCBI's taxonomy places the organism in Eukaryota, Metazoa, Mollusca, Bivalvia, Pectinida, Pectinidae.